Molecule: messenger RNA, 2196 nt
Organism: Lingula anatina
Lineage: Eukaryota; Metazoa; Brachiopoda; Lingulata; Lingulida; Lingulidae
Biological process (GO): positive regulation of cilium assembly; positive regulation of protein localization to cilium; regulation of cytokinesis
Cellular component (GO): ciliary basal body; centrosome; midbody
Source: RefSeq, a predicted model, not a curated record
CAUGCUCAGAACGAGCAUCCAGCAUGGCGGAAGGAGGCAAGGACGACGAAGACAAUCCCUUUUCAUUUAAGAAAUUCGUGAAGAAAUCUAAAGCAGGGAGCUCUAGAAAUAAUCCUAGAGGCCAUGACGAAGAGGACUUCGAUAUAUUUGAUGUUCCCGAUGUUCCUUUAUCUACCGAAAGUCAUAAAAGCAAGAAAAAUCAACAUGUUGAUAAGACAAAGAAAAAAGAUGAUGAGGGAAACCCAUUUUCCUUCAAGAAAUUCCUUCAGGGUCAGAGUUCAUCCUCAAGGCCAAAUACACGGAGUGACUCAAGUGGAAACUUUAGUUCAGCGCCACCAGAUGUCGCUAGUGAUUUACCAGACUUUGUGCAGGAUCAAUUUGAUAGACAGAGAUUAAGAGACAGACCUGGCAGGGACUUAGAGUUACCAGACUUUGCCUUGGAUACCAGUGUGACAAAUGCUAUUAAUUUACCUAGUCCUAAUAUAGACCACGGCAGUGGCACUAACAGUAAUCCAACAAUCCCAUUGGAUAUAGAUCCAGUUAUUCCAUUGGAUAUAAAUCCACCAAUAGACAGGGUUCCAGUCAAUGGACAUGUGCAUGCUGCAGAGACAGGUGCCUCAGGGGGCAUAAGUAAUGACUUAAUUUUGGGAAAUUCUCCCAGAAAAGCUGCUUUACCAGACUUCUUAUCGGACAGUGCUCUUGGUGGAAGCCCCCCAUUUGGUGGGGACUGGACUACAGAAGGCUUACCCAAUGGAGACAGUAUAGCAUAUCAUGUUACUAGUGGAAGUCUAGAGUUAGAAGUUAGGAGGCUCCAACAGGAGAAUGCUGCUCUCAGACAACAACUGGAGGAUGCCAGACAACAGGCAGAGGUUGAGUCAAGAAGAGUUGCCAAAAUUUUGAAAGAAAAAGAAGCCACACAGAAACGUGAGAGUGAGGAGACAGCUGCUUUGGAGAAAAUGGUACAACAAGUGGAGGCCAAUCUUGAAACUACAACACAAAGAGCUGUGCGGGCAGAGAGUAAAGUGGCCAGUUUAAAGCAAGACGUCAAAAAUUUACAGGGUCAGAUCUCAUCGUUAACAGCAGAGAACACAGCUCUGCGGUCAGGGGACAAUUUACAUGGUGCAAUGAGAGAAAAAGCAAGAUAUGCCUCAGAACAAAUUAAAGCUGCUGCUACCAAUGCUGAACUUUCACUUAAGCACCUUUUGGGUGGUGUAGAUUCUAUGAAACUGGUCGCCAACAUGUUGGCACAUAUCGACAUGGUAACAGAACAGCCACCUACAGGCGACUCUGCUCAGGGACAUCAUAAUCCAGGCACUGGCGAAUAGUGCUGAACACAGUGCAGUGUCUUAACAGUAUAGAUGACGGAUUGAGGAGGUGUUUACUCUCAGAAGUUUCUUUUUUAUUAGGGAACUGGAAAAGAAAUAUACUGGGGGAGGGGCUGAGAAGGCAAUAAUCUGUUUUUAUGGAUGAUGCUGUUUUGUUUAUGAAAUCAAAAUUAUUCCCAGGCAGACUUUCAUUAUUUCAAUUUUAUGGUUUAAGUUUGUCACACUGCUGUAAUGUGAUAUUACAAUCUUGGUAUGUUUUUUUUUCUUUUUUUCUUUUUUAAGCAGGGCUAAUAUGAUUUAUGAUUUAGAAAUAACUACAGUCUGAAUGUGGAGGCAAAUGUAGAAUGAUACUCUUGGUGCUGAUGACAAGUCGAUUUUGAGAUUUCUUUCUGUUUUGUCCUUCAGGUUUUCCUUAAAUUUAACACUGAAUUGAUUACAAAGUGACUUGACAGAUACCCGACUCAUUACCAUCAUCUUGUUGUUUAAAAUUACACACAUUUUAAACCUCAGUUUGCACACAAUUGGAGGUAUCAAUUUGACAAAUUUAUUCAUACUGUACAACUGAGAUAUUGGGCAAUGCACAACUGUGAAAUCAAGCCAUUUACCUUGAAUAGCUUGAUAUUUUUGCAUGACAAUUUUUACCAUUUUGGUCUUUCCUACUUUCUUGUAAAGUUUGUCAAAAGUGUGGACAUUGCAUGCAGAGUUGGCUUAAUUUUCCCUUUAAAAAUGUUUGUAUGAUUCAAAAGUAUUGAAAACUUGUCAGCUCUCAUGCUUUUAUGCUUCCAUGAAGUCAUAAGUAUCAAGAUUAUUUAUAUUUUAAGAAUCGUCAGACUUAAAUAAGAAUGCUGAAUAAAGAUAUUAUUUACAGAAA